Molecule: messenger RNA, 4239 nt
Organism: Anopheles coustani
Lineage: Eukaryota; Metazoa; Arthropoda; Insecta; Diptera; Culicidae
Product: mucin-2
Exons: 3
Coding region: 1-4239 (1412 amino acids)
Molecular function (GO): serine-type endopeptidase inhibitor activity
Source: RefSeq, a predicted model, not a curated record
AUGGUUGGCGAACGGUGGCUACUGUUUGCUUUGUUUGCCAUCGUCGCACUGGCGAACGGCGCCAAACGUGGCCCUGGAGGUUGCAAAAACUGCAUAAAAAAUCAGCUCGGUCAUCAUGAUCAGCGAUUAAUAGCAAGUCCAAUUAAUUUACUCAAUCCUGAUCGAUACGAGUUUUUCACGCUGGACGAUAAGGGGAAGGUGGUUAAACGGAUCAUGACGUUCAAGGAAAUUCAGAGUAUCGUUGCCGGUAGCGACAAUAGUGGGUUCAAGCUGAUGGAGAACACCAACAACAACGAUCGCAUCGUGUCCAGUGUCGUUUCCAACGUGCGCAAUGUGCUAAACAACGAGCUUAACUUGAUGCAUAGUCAGGACAGCUCCUCCGACCAUCACAAUUCGGCCGCCGAGCUCCCGAUCUCGGAAAUGAUCAACGACCAGGAUGAAGCGUCCGAUGGAAGCUCGGUAGAGUACACGCAAGAUAAGUCGACCGAAGAAUCCCCGGAGGUGACGACGCGUCGCCCAACGGAGCAAACAACUGUACGGGUCAAGGAACAACCGACCGAAAGCACGACCAAACGUUGGACGUCGAAGACUACAACGACCCGUCCGACGGAGAGCACUAUAAAAUUUGAGACGGUAAGGACGACGGAGCGUACAACGAUAAGACCAACGAUAAGUUCCACCGAACGAACGACUGAGCCGUCGACAAUGCGAUCAACGGAAAGUUCAACGAUUCGAACGACCACGGAAAAGGUACAGCCUACAACGGAGUCACCGGUAAGAUCAACAACCGAACAACCAAAAGUGCGCCUGACCACACCAGCAUCAACGACAGCUAAAAGCACAGAACGAACUACCAUCCGUUCGACCGUUAGACCCACAACGGAGCAAUCAACGACCCAAAAAACAACCGUCGAAUCGGUUCAGAAACUGUCCACAGAGCGGCAGUCAACUACAACGACCACUGUGCGACCUACGGAGACACCCAUAUUGAAACAAGCCGAAAGAUCAACGACCACUGUCAAGCCCACUACGGAAAAACUCAAGAUAACGGAAGCGUCCACUGUUACUACUAGUACCACCACCACCACCACCACCACCACCACUACGGGACGGCCUACCGAAAAGAUUAUCAUUAAGGCAACGAACAAACCUCUUCCCACGAGUCCUGCUGAGUCCAGUUCGACGGAAAAGUCAUCCGAACAGUCUGGGGAUUACUCUACGCUUCGCUCGGAGGAAGCGACAAACGGAAGCUCGAUGGAGUACUCGACAGAAGACUCCUCCGAAAAAUCGGGGUAUGAACAGUCCAGUGAAGCCACUCGAUACACGGAAGUCAAAUCAAGCGUUGGAUCAACCGUUGGGCUGAAAACACCCGCAACGAUAGUGCAGUCUUCAACGGUCAGCGUUGCAACGAAGCCAACUUCUUCUAUUGUAAUAACGACAGAAAGUGGUAAGGUUUCGACCACGGUGGCAUCUAAACCAAGUGUUUCGCCAAGCACACCUCUGCCAACGAAGUACGAAGUUGUUUCAUCUACGACUAAAGCUCCGCCAACACCUUCACCGUUGGGAGCUUUCGAGGCACUUAAGGACCUGGUGGGAAUGGUAUUGAAUACCGACAGUGAAGAAAUCACGACACCUUCAUCAAGCACGCUGCCCAACGAUCUUGUGGCGCACUACGUUACCAAUCAAGGGUCGGCCGGUGUUGAACCGGAGAAAAAACUCACAACAUCUUACGCAAAGCCCGCUACACUCCCGGAGGUAACAACUGUCGAAACAAUUGCUUUGGAGGAGACAAUACCGACGACAACAUCCGUGGAAACGGAUGCAUCGACAUUCGAGGACUCUACGGGUUACGGUAGCGAAGAGUCCGGAGAGGUACAACAGAGUACUGAAGUUCAAUUGGAUCGUGAAACAACGGCCAUCGGAACCGAUGUGACGUACAAACCGUCGCAAACGGAAUCAGAUUUUUCGGGCAGUGCUACGACGGUAUUGGACAGUUCCACUAUACCGUCCGAUGCGCAACAUGCCAUUCACAAGAUCAUUGAAUCACUGCAGUCGAUCAACGAUGAUAGCAACGCAAGCGAUGAGUCAGAGUCGGAAAUUUCUGAGGAGGAACAAUCAUAUCCGAUGGACAUGGCCGGGUUAAACUAUGACACGGACGCGCAAAGCUCCAUUAAUGCGAUUAUUCAAUCGCUUGGCCAGGGUUCGUUGGUCAGUGGUGAAAAUUCGCUCCUUGCUACUACCACAGAGAUCGUGACAACGACGGAAGAGGUACCUAGUACAGUUUCUCGGGCACCGGAAAGGAAAACCACCGUUGCCGUUGUGCCAAUCACUUCUACAACACCCGUAACAACAACAACUUCUACUACAACUACUACAACUACUACGGCGAGGACGACUUCUACGGCCAUUCCAACGACAUCAAAAGUGGUACUGAAAACAUCCGCUCCAGCUAUAGCUGUUGAAAAAGAACCAUCAUCCAGCGGGCUAAACUUCAACACCAACAUAAUGGAAACGAUCGAGAAGUUCCUAAGCAAAUUUGCCAACCUGCCAAGCGACGAAACUUACUCGAUGAAUCUCACCAAAUUUAACCCACUUUCCAACUAUCCUGCUGAUUUAAAUAUGACCGAUUACGUUGACCGAACGGCGACGGUAGCGUCGGUGCUUAAAUUCCCACAGACACGACCGCUCAAACCAAUCAUUUCCAAUGAAGGCGAGGCCGAGGUAGAGCAACGGGAAGAUCCACCAAAUCGCCCACCACAGUCUUUGACAACACAAUCACUGCUGAACGAAACGGUUGCCUCAUUCAUGAAGCUUGGUGAAAUGCUUACGAUGGCCAAUGGUAAUAAUAACAAUAAUAAUCGGAUCAACAGUGGCGUAGAGCCUCAGGAAGGAUCGCAACUGGAGCUAAAAACGGUCGUCGAUGAGGAGGAAACGGAACUAUUGCGCUUCCUAUCGAUUUGUGGCAACUUGGGCACGAAUGUGUACGAUUACCUGACCGGUUCGUCGGCGGGUGAGCGGUCGUUGGAAGGCCGAAGUCUAGUUUAUUCGCCGUUCGCAACGAUCACCACACUCUCGAUGCUGUUUCUCGGUACACGUGGUGCGUCGGCGGAAAGUAUCAACGGCGUGAUUGGGCUGGACGAAAUGACAUCCUUUAAUCCGCAUCUAUUUUUCAAGUCGAUCGUAGACGACUUAAAACCGAAACCCUUGCGCCGUUCGACGAUUCCGGGUGUCGAGGAACAGCGAGGAUCGUUCUUUUCACGUACACUACUGAGUGACAAGACUCGCGGAGGUUUACAACGGUUUUUCAAGGCACGCAUUCAGGAGAUAUAUUCCGCCGUUGCAGAAACGGUCGAUUUUCAGCAAAAGGACACGUUACUGAAGCAUUUGAGUGGCGAUUUCCCUCGAGAUUAUGUGGGCACCCUCAAGCAUCUGCGCUCACCGUUGGUGUCCAUCAGCAGAAACCGUUAUCGGCACGAUUGUAACGACGCUACAACGUAUGGUGUGAUGAACUUCAAGCAAUCGACAGCCAGUGCCGACAGCACUAUCACCAUCCCCAGUGUUUCCUUCCGCUCCGGAUUUUCUACGGGCUUUUCCAAUACCCUCGAUGCAACUGUUCUGUCCCUGCCGGGAGCUACUAGCAAUGUGUCUGUAUUUUUCCUGAAACCAUCCACCCCCGGUGGUCUGACGGAUCUCGAAACCCACAUCCGCACGCAGAGCGUGUCGGCCGUGCUUAAACUGUUCCCCGAUGAAACGGUCCGGACGGCGUACGCGGAGGUACAGUUGCCCUACUUUACCCAGACCACCAUGUAUAACAUGAGCCGUAGCAUACAGCAGCUCGGGCUGCAAAAUUUGUUCCAACCGAACGUGGCCAACUUUAAUGGACUGCAAGAUUCCGCCGUUUCCAACCUGCACCUUUCGGAAACCGUUCAGACGGACUCGUUUGCACUCUGUGCCAGUGAGGCUGGGACCGGGCGGGGCGCUCCACCUUUCCGUAGCUUUUCUACCAAUUUGGUUAGGAAUCCAUCGGUAGAUCAAUUACUGGCCAGUGCAUCAUCGGACAAAUUGGUGAGGCGUAAUCGGCGUAAGAUUCUGUAUCGAGAUCGCUCUGCAGCCGGUGCACCACGUGCUCAAGAAAGUAAGCUUACGUUCGACACUCCGUUUUUGUACUUGGUGAGACAUAAUCCAACUGGAUUGGUUUUGUACAUGGGACGGUUUGUAGGAAAUAACAGUGACAAAUAA